AUGAUUUCAAUGGUUUCAGUGCCACGCCUUGGCUCAGGAUUUGGCUUGAACUGUGGGAUCAACCCGACCCAAGCUGCUAUGCAUGGAUUGCAACUACCAAUGUCCAGUCAUCCAGGUUCAAGGCGAAAACGUCGCGUACUCUUCUCACAGAAUCAAGUCUAUGAGCUGGAGCGACGAUUUCGAUCGUCCAAAUAUUUGACAGCACCCGAACGAGAAGCACUCGCCAAUUCUAUUGGUCUAACAGCCACUCAGGUGAAAAUUUGGUUUCAAAAUCAUCGAUACAAAUGCAAACGACAAGAAAAAGAGCGUAAAAUGACGGACGGAAGGACUGUUCGGGAAGACAGUCAUUCCCCGAUUGAAUCACGUUCACCAUCACCCACCGACAACUGCAAUCCGGUGGAGAAAAAAAUGAACGUGUCUGUGCUGGUAAAGGAUGGGAAGAGAUGCGAAAAUUCGAUUGGCUCACCGGAUUCGAAUUCGGAGCAACUUUUGAACCUGAGCGGUUUGCCGGAUGGCCUUCCUGAUAUCAAAAAUCAUCAGUUCUAUCAACAGGCGAUGUGUCAACAGAACUCAAUGUACCAACAAGGUGGUUUCCCGUUUGCACCGUUCGGCGCACAGCCCUAUCCAACAGCUCAGAAUCCCUACUACUCCUACUACGGGAAGUAA
Anisakis simplex (herring worm) is the source of this 666-nucleotide messenger RNA. The record is from the annotation of a GenBank genome assembly. Lineage: Eukaryota; Metazoa; Nematoda; Chromadorea; Rhabditida; Anisakidae.